GUAUCUUAUGUGAAUUUAUAAAAUAGGCUUACGUUUAUAUUCAUUAUGUCAAAAGUCACCCAUACUGAUCAAGUGGACUCCAUAGUUCCACACAACAAAAGGCCGCGCACCAGUGAUGAUUUUUACACAUUCUGUCAAAUAGUAUUAGAACACGAAAACUAUGAGAUGACUAGGCAAGAGGAACUACGUCACUCAGCUAUUAGUCCAAUCGACAGCUCAGGUAGUAUGACAUCUGAAUCUACUCACAGUUCAAUUCCUGAAGAUAAGAACUUGUCGUUGGAUGAUGAUACAGGAAAUGAAUCAGAAACUAUUGAUGUUGAAUCCUAUAAUACUGUUACAUGUUAUUGUGGAAAGCCUUUCGCAGCAAGACCGAUGAUAGAGUGCUCGAUUUGCCUAACAUGGCUCCAUUUAUCUUGUGCAAAAGUGAAAAAGAACAAUAUUCCAGAUAUUUUCUCAUGUCAGAAAUGUAAAAGUAAACAAUCUGGGAUUUCAUCCAUUCAUUCAGCUUCUUCCAUGCAUUUCAAGCCUACAUCUAGACGUAAAAAGCGUGUAAGUUUAUAGAGAUAAUCAGUAUCUUAUAUAAAAACCUUGUACAAAAUGUGAUAUUAGCCUU
Molecule: messenger RNA, 613 nt
Organism: Ctenocephalides felis (cat flea)
Lineage: Eukaryota; Metazoa; Arthropoda; Insecta; Siphonaptera; Pulicidae
Product: PHD finger protein 23-like
Exons: 5
Coding region: 46-561 (171 amino acids)
Source: RefSeq, a predicted model, not a curated record